AGCUGGCCUGGCCUCUGUCCCAUUUCUGUUCCCCACCUGUCUCUACCCUUUUCUCCCCUUUCCCUGGCUCUGCCAGACUCUAUCUCCCUGGGCACCAGCCUCCUGGCCACCCCUGGAGGCGGGGCUUAGCAGCACCCACGUGUGUGGGAGUUAAAUGCUCAGAGUCAGCACCAGCGCUUGGGCAGAGAAGGAGCACCAUGGCUGGCAAGAAAGUCUGCAUUGUGGGUUCCGGCAACUGGGGCUCAGCCAUUGCCAAGAUUGUAGGUGGCAAUGCAGCCCAGCUGGCACGCUUUGACCCACGGGUGACCAUGUGGGUAUUUGAGGAAGACAUCGGGGGCAGAAAGCUGACAGAGAUUAUCAACACACAGCAUGAGAAUGUAAAAUACCUGCCUGGGCACAAGCUGCCCCACAAUGUGGUGGCUAUCCCAGAUGUGGUCCAGGCUGCAGCGGAUGCUGACAUCCUGAUUUUUGUGGUGCCCCAUCAGUUCAUUGGCAAGAUCUGUGACCAGCUCAAGGGCCACCUAAAGGCUAACACCAUCGGCAUAUCUCUAAUUAAGGGGGUAGACGAGGGCCCCAAUGGGCUGAAGCUCAUCUCUGAAGUGAUUGGGGAACGCCUUGGCAUCCCCAUGAGCGUGCUGAUGGGGGCCAACAUUGCCAACGAGGUGGCUGAUGAGAAGUUCUGUGAGACCACCAUUGGCUGCAAGGACCUGGCCCAGGGACAGCUUCUGAAAGAACUGAUGCAGACACUCAAUUUCCGUAUCACAGUGGUGCAAGAGGUGGACACAGUGGAGAUCUGCGGGGCCUUAAAGAAUAUAGUGGCCGUGGGGGCUGGCUUCUGUGAUGGGCUGGGCUUUGGCGACAACACCAAGGCAGCAGUGAUCCGGCUGGGCCUCAUGGAGAUGAUCGCCUUUGCCAAGCUCUUCUGCAGUGGCCCUGUGUCCUCUGCCACCUUCUUGGAGAGCUGUGGUGUUGCUGACCUGAUUACUACCUGCUAUGGAGGGCGGAACCGCAAGGUGGCUGAGGCCUUUGCUCGCACUGGAAAGUCCAUUGAGCAGCUAGAAAAAGAGAUGCUGAAUGGGCAGAAGCUGCAGGGGCCCCAAACAGCCCGGGAGCUGCACAGCAUCCUCCAGCACAAGGGCCUGGUGGACAAGUUCCCGCUGUUCACAGCUGUGUACAAGAUAUGCUAUGAGGGCCAGCCAGUGGGUGAAUUCAUCUGCUGCCUGCAGAAUCAUCCAGAACACAUGUGAGUGGGGCCAAGGGCCCAGGAAGGCAGUUCCUUUACUCUAGUAGAGAGAAGCAGAGCUUGGGACCUGGUCACCAUGACAUCUUCAGGACUCCCCACUGAGCAAUCUGUUCAUUGAAGGACACUGGAGGACAGAAGGCUGGGGGGCUCAGCUACAAACCUGGGGUACUGAACUACAGGAAGCUGGCAGCCUCUUGCAGAAAUGAGACUGCCUUGUCUCUCUCCAGAUGUGGAGAUUUCUCACAGUCCUAUGGAAGGCAUAGACUCAAGUCCCAGUGCUACCUGCUCUAGGGGUGGGGUGGGUGGAGGGAUAAAAGGGCACUAGAGCAAAGGCUGCCCGUUUCUGCUUCACACAGACCAGGAACCUGUCCCCAAGCCUGACUAAGUGGCUAAAGAAGUACCUUAGCCACAGGAAGGAUAAGGCAAGGGCUGCCAGGGAAGGGUCUGGGUGUUUCAGCUGACAUUGGCCCCAGAGACCCCUUGGCUGAUCUAUGCCAGGUGGCUCACAGCCUCAGUGAUCCCAGUGUUUUGUUAGGAAAAUACAAAGAUCUCAAACAACUCCCUUCUAGCUUCUCCUAGCAACAUUUGGGUCCUCAGAAAUCUCUGGUCAUCCCCUUUCCCCUCCUCUCCAGGCUGACCUGGCGCAAGAGUUGCUCCAUGUUGGCAUCACUGACCCUACGGCUUGCCAUUCUCCCUAGGGACUUCCUGGUUCCCAGAUCUCUGCCAGCUCCUCCCCACCCUGUGUGACCUUUCCUUUUCCUGCCCCGCCAGCACCCUUUUUGGGGAGCAGGAACUUAAUCUGCUGACAGAGCUCCACCUUUUCAUAGCAGGCUCAGAUCCCUGGGCUCCCUAUGACCUUUGUAUUUGCCCUAGUCAGUAGCUCUAGCUGUGGGGGGAGGUGUCAGCUGGGUCUCUUCUGCUGUUUAUCACCUCAGAGGAUGGCCCUGACUCUACCCCUUCCCUCUCUCCAACUCUGCACCUCUUUCUCUGCUGCCCUCGAGCAGCCAGGAGAGCUAACCAGCAGCUGGUAUCUGCAGACCUGGGGCCAGAGUGGCCUAAAGGCUGAGCAGGUUCCCACACUGGUGGGUCUUGACAUUGCCAGAUCAGCUCUCUUUCCUUGAAUGAGGGCCUCUCAUGAGGGACUAACUACAUCAACACUUUAGGAACUGAGAAAUUCAAGGAGGAGGAAGAAAAUAAAGACAGCCCUGCCCCCUGGGGUAAGGAGAGGAAGGGAGUAGGAAGGGAGAGAAGUGUGCUUUGCAUAGGCUUUGCUUCAGAACUGGGUAGUGGCAGGGGAAUGUCACAAGUCAGCAGCCUGGGACCCUAGCUAUAAAUAGUCCCUGACGGCUGAGAGGCCCCUGCAUCCAGCAGGGAUCUCCAUUUCUUGUGUGGCAGCACCUGGCACACUGGCUCUGGCCAAUGUUGUGUUAACCCUUCCUUACUCCCCAGCAAGCCAGGGUGCUGGGUUGCUCUUGGCUCCUAGCCCUUAAGAGUUUAGUCUCACUAGUGAAGGGCAGCACUGAGGUUCAGAGAGGAGGGGCACAGUCACCUAGGAGGUUGGAGGGGAAACAGAGACAGCUUCCGACACCUUUACCUACUUCUGUUCGGUCCACAGACAACUGAAUCCAAGGCCUUCUUGUCGGGCCACUUGUCCACCCAAUAAAGCGUGUUUUUUCCAAAACUGGACG
Messenger RNA from Castor canadensis (American beaver), 2931 nucleotides. It is a transcript of the gene Gpd1, whose product is annotated as glycerol-3-phosphate dehydrogenase 1. NCBI's taxonomy places the organism in Eukaryota, Metazoa, Chordata, Mammalia, Rodentia, Castoridae. Gene Ontology annotation, biological process: glycerol-3-phosphate catabolic process; carbohydrate metabolic process. The record is from RefSeq and is a predicted model, not a curated record. Gene Ontology annotation, cellular component: cytosol. Gene Ontology annotation, molecular function: NAD binding; glycerol-3-phosphate dehydrogenase [NAD(P)+] activity; protein homodimerization activity.